Molecule: messenger RNA, 1947 nt
Organism: Talaromyces marneffei
Lineage: Eukaryota; Fungi; Ascomycota; Eurotiomycetes; Eurotiales; Trichocomaceae
Exons: 4
Coding region: 1-1947 (648 amino acids)
Biological process (GO): regulation of DNA-templated transcription
Cellular component (GO): nucleus
Molecular function (GO): transcription cis-regulatory region binding; DNA-binding transcription factor activity, RNA polymerase II-specific; zinc ion binding
Source: RefSeq, a predicted model, not a curated record
AUGGAAAGACGUGACCAUAGCCCCACUCGAAUCAGCACGUAUGGUCUAGCGUGCAUGCAAUGUUUCAAGGCAAAGUGUCGAUGUGUGCCGCGGCCGAAUGCGCCUUGCGAGAGAUGUCUCCGUCUCAAAAAGGAUUGUCAACCGUCGCAGUCAGCUCGAAGACGAAAUGCUCAAAAAUCGCAGGGCCAAGAAUCCAAUGCACGAAUCGCGCAGCUGGAGGGCAAAGUUGACACAUUGAUGUCUGUAUUGCAAGCUACCGUUGCCUCGUCUGGGACUCCAAUAGAUUUAGAUCGAGUACUCAAUGCUGAGCAAAAUAUAUCGACAUCUACAACAUCUGGGUCGAGCCACUCCACCGGCUCCAACUCUAAUGCCAGUGGAAGUCAAGGCCUAACACCCACAACGGAACUAUUCUCAACAACGCCAAUACAUCAGGAUCUUUCUUCAGAGAUAUCGCUCCUCCAAGCCGAGGAAUCUCUAUCCUUCUUCUGUACUCGAAUGCUCCCCCAUUUCCCUUUCUUCCACCUACCUCCCAACCAAACGGCCUGGCAACUGCGCGUCGACCGCCCUAUCCUCUUCCAAGCCAUUCUAACAGUCACAACGCUCUCAACCCACCGAAAACUGCAGAGAGCCGAACACUUCAAACGUCUCAUUUUUGGCUCGGCUCUCAUGGAGGCACAAUCAAAUAUCGAUUUGUUGCUCGGUAUACUAACAUACAUAGCAUGGAGCACAGAUGCCUUCCUGGGACGCGCAAAUCUGCUUUCGAGAAUGAUGAUGCUUGCGAUUUCGCUAGUGUAUGAUUUGAGAUUUUUUAAACCUUCGAGUCCGGAUGUGCAGUUGAUUGUUAAGCUUACGCAGGGGUAUUCGGAGGCUGAGUUGGAGGGCGACGCGGUUGUUGGAGGAAGGGGGACGCUCCAAGGGUUUUUGGAGCAGCAGAGAGCUGUUUUGGCUUGUUUUGUGUUGAGUUCUAAUAUUUCAUCGCAUUUUUGGCGCAUAGAUGCUUUGCGAUGGACGCCUCAGAUGGAAGAAGCGUUGCGAGUUCUGGAGAGGAACAAGCCGUACCUCCCCACAGACGAAGCGUUUAUAUUUCAAGUGCGCUUGCAGCUGUUGACGCAAAGGGCGGCUCAUAUCAGAGAGCAGCAUGAAGCGGAUUGUGCUCGUGCAGCAGCCACGCCGGUUCCAGCAUUUCUAUAUCUUAAAUCCCUGCAGAAGCAAUUGCAGGAUUUCAAAGAUGCGCUUUCUCCAGAGCUUCGGAACAAAAAUAUCCUAAUUGCGUACGGACAAUACGUGGAGUUGUACAUCGACCAAGCAUCUCGCACACUCAACCCCGAUGCCUCGCCGUCCAAUACCUUAAGCGGACAAACCAUCGACACUAGCACGCAAUUACCCGGCUACGAACGCAUAGACUCACUCUGGAAAUCCGUCGAAUGCAUCAGGGUAUGGCUCGACGCCUUUUACCGAAUCCCCCCCUCAGAUUGUAUAGGCCUCCCAUUCCAUUUCUGGUCUCAAGUAAUCCGCUGCACCGCAAUCCUCAAAUAUCUCUCAACUCUCGAAGACCCAGCUUGGGACUGCCACGCAGUACGAAAAACCGUCAACAUCGUUUCAGUCCUGCAAUGGAUGCCCGAGAAGCUCGAUAUGACUAGUAAAGAAGCUGGGCUGCAGUCUGAUGAUGAUUUGUUCAAGUUGCUAUCAAAGCUCCUAACAAGAUCGAGAGAGUGGGUUGCAGCUAAAUGGAAUAUUUCAUCUGAGCGCCAUGAGAAUGAUGAUGUUCAGGUUGUAGUUGAUCGUCCAUCUACGCAAGGAAGAAGUUCUGAGUUUGAGGCGUUGACGAGUGGUGGGAAUGUUGAUGGUAUUCCGGAUUUGGAUGGGAUUCCAUGGAUACAAUCAAUGGAUUUGGAGAGUGAUAAGUGGUUUGAGGAGGUAUUGGGAUGGUCGCCGGUUAAUUAUUAG